Heterostelium album PN500 is the source of this 1845-nucleotide messenger RNA. RefSeq lists its product as uncharacterized. The record is from RefSeq and is a predicted model, not a curated record. Lineage: Eukaryota; Evosea; Eumycetozoa; Acytosteliales; Acytosteliaceae. The coding region runs from base 1 to 1845 and encodes 614 amino acids. The transcript has 6 exons.
AUGGAACCAAACAAAGUUGAUACAAUCACUCAAAAACUAUUGAAAGGAUUGAUUUCACAUAAUGAUCGUAAGGCUAGAGCGCACACUAGAAAAGAGAUAAUCGAUAAAUAUAAUCAUGUCUAUGGAAAGAAUAUAAAUGUUGUUCCAAUAACAUGCACAAUCAAAAUUAUAUUGAAAACUCCAACCAAUUAUCAUCUAUGGAUUAAUGUAGAGGGAUCUAAAACAUUACCACAAACAACUGAAUCAAGAUUGAAAGGUUUCGAAUCUUUUUAUGAAGAGGAUCCUGCUUUAUCAUUUUCACUUGAAGAGAUUGGUAGAAAUGGUUUUAAUAUUGAAAUUAAAUUAAUCAAUGACAACGCACCAAAUUUACUUUGUAAUACUUUGAGAAGUUUCUCCUCUAUUGUCUAUAAUGUACAAUCUGGUUUAGUAGGUAAUGGAAUGGAAAAAUUACAAUUUGAAGUUUCUAGAACAUUGAACGACAUCAAUGAUUUCGAGUUGGGUAAAAUUGAUUUCCAAAUCAGUUUGGAACCAAUUCCACAUUUCGGAAUUAAAUAUUGGAAGAGACUACCAGUAUUUGAUCCAGAUACAAAGAUUCCUGCUCUGGCAAUGCCGAGUCCAGGUUUUGUUGAACAUGAUGAGUUCAAUGAAAUGAUUGUUGCUUUUGUAAUUAUUUAUUGGAUGUUACGUGGAGAAAAACAUGCAUGGGAUAUGUUACCACCCAAUGUAUAUACGAGAUCUGAUUUUGCUACUUCAGAUGAAUUCUUUGUUUACAGAAGAUUGAAUGGAUGCAACCGUCCUUAUAACUUUUUCAAGAAGGUAGAAGGAAAAGAAUGGGACUAUGAAAUGAGACUCAGUUUUUCUGGAUACGAAAUCAGAAAGGAUGUUUGGCUACCAGAUAAUACAUGUUGUAAUUUCAAAUUAGUCGAUGACCAAUUGGUUAUAGUCAAUGUACAAUAUCAAAUGAAACCAGAUGGACCAGUUAUAACACAACUUGCCGAUGGAAGUCCAGAGUGGAAUGAAUUCAAAAUCAAAUACAUGAUGAUUGAGUUCAAUUAUAAUAUUACUUGGGCACAUGUUGGAGUACAUUUUAUAGUUGAAAUGUAUAAUAUGGCAUUCUAUAGAAAUAUAAUUAGAAAUCCAAUUAAAAAGUUACUCUACCCUCACUUUGAUGGAGUUAUCUUUAAUAAUUGGUUGGUUGUCAGACCAAUGUAUAAUGGUGUUGUAACUUUGGCUGCUGCGCUCACCUAUGAAGGUCAGGUACAAAUGCUCACCGAGAAGUUUAAGCAUAUGACUUACCGUUGGAAACCAAACCCACUUCCAUCGAACAUCAAGAAUAACACCUAUGACGAAGCGGACCUAGCAGCAUGGAAGUUGAUCGGUGAAUACGUCGAUGACUUUAUCUCGCACAACAAAGUGGAAAUCAACCAACAUUGGAGUGAGAUUGUUGCCGUAUCGAAAGAUCUGGUCGAUCAUCAACUCAACGAAGAUCCAAAGGCUAACUCCAUUGAGACAAUGGAAGAACUCAGAGACUGUUGUGUCUUUAUCAUCUAUCAGGCGGUUUUCAGACAUGCCUGGAUCCAUUGGAAGGCAUGGGACGACGAAUCUCAGGCGAUACUCUACAACAAAGAUGGUGAAACAUCGCUCAAGGAUAUUAUCUACCAUCAAAACCUUGGAAAUGCAAUAGAGGCCGGUGUCCAAUAUCCAUCGGCAUACGUCCGUCACUAUCCGAUUUUGGAUCAUGAAUUCGGUGGACCAGAGUUUUUACAACGAAAACUUUGGGAGAAUGCCCACAAAAUCAAUCCUGGAAUUUCAAUUGGAUCACUUGUAAUGAGUCCAAAUAUUUAA